Thlaspi arvense is the source of this 769-nucleotide messenger RNA. The record is from the annotation of a GenBank genome assembly. NCBI's taxonomy places the organism in Eukaryota, Viridiplantae, Streptophyta, Magnoliopsida, Brassicales, Brassicaceae.
CUUAGUAAAAUCAAAAUGGUUGAAAAAACAAGAAAAAAGUAAACUCAAAAAAUAUAUACGAGGAAGAAAAAAACGAUAGCAAAAUGGGCCUUUAGUGGGCCAACCCAUUUUAAAACUUAGGGUUUCUCGCAGGUAUAACUUUGUGGCUUCUGCUCCGUCUCCCUUCUCUUCCGCCGCACUUGCUUUGCUUCUCCUCAGUCUUUGGAUUUAGAUUCGUCUUCUCUUCAACUUAAUCUUCACGAUGCAAAACGAAGAGGGUCAGAACACGGAACUAUACGUUCCUAGGAAAUGCUCUGCCACUAACCGGUUGAUCACAUCAAAGGAUCAUGCCUCUGUGCAGCUCAACAUUGGUCAUUUAGAUGCUGAUGGCAUCUACACCGGACAAUUCUCAACCUUUGCUCUCUGCGGUUUUGUUCGUGCCCAGGGAGAUGCUGACAGUGGUGUGGACAGGCUGUGGCAGAAGAAGAAGGUCGAAGCCAAACAAAACUAAGACCUUUAGCUGUCUUUAUUUUUUGUCGGAAUUUUCGUACUUUUAAGAAAAGAUCAUCGGACAUACUGAAGUAAUGUUUUUUGCUUGACUCAUGGUUUUAGUGAUCUUGUGCACUUGCUUGUUCUGAUCUUCUCCUAAGUGACUUAUUAUCUUCAAUUUGCGGAACCUUCCUCAUUCUCAAGUUCUAGAGUUCGAGUCGAAUUGAAUAAACGUAUCUCCCUUUCUAUCAAAUACUGUUUAAACAUCAUAUUCAUAAGCUCUGGCCAUUUUCGAUUAUCC